Molecule: messenger RNA, 627 nt
Organism: Urocitellus parryii (Arctic ground squirrel)
Lineage: Eukaryota; Metazoa; Chordata; Mammalia; Rodentia; Sciuridae
Product: amelogenin, X isoform-like
Biological process (GO): enamel mineralization; multicellular organism development
Molecular function (GO): structural constituent of tooth enamel
Source: RefSeq, a predicted model, not a curated record
AUGGGGACCUGGAUUUUGUUUGCCUUCCUGUUUGGAACAGCCUUCACUAUGCCUCUACCACCUCAUCCUGGGCACCCUGGUUAUAUCAACUUCAGCUAUGAGGUGCUUACUCCUUUGAGGUGGUCCCAGAGCAUGAUAAGGCAGCCGUAUCCUUCCUAUGGUUACGAACCUAUGGGUGGAUUGCUGCACCACCAAAUCAUCCCUGUGCUGUCUCAACAGCAUACCCCGAGUCACACCCUUCAGCCUCAUCACCACAUCCCAGUGGUGCCAGCUCAACAGCCCGUGGCCCCCCAGCAGCCAAUGAUGCCCGUUCCUGGCCACCACUCCAUGACUCCAAACCAACACCACCAGCCAAACCUCCCUCCACCUGCCCAGCAGCCCUUCCAGCAGCCCUUCCAGCCCCAGUCCAUUCAGCCACAGUCUCACCAGCCCAUGCAGCCCAUGCAGCCCAUGCAGCCCAUGCAGCCCAUGCAGCCCGUCCAGCCCCAACCACCUCUGCACUCCCUGCAUCCCCUGCCACCACAGCCACAUCUGCCUCCGAUGUUCCCCAUGCAGCUGCCCCCCCUUCUUCCUGAUUUGCCUCUGGAAGCUUGGCCAGCAACAGACAAGACCAAGCGGGAAGAAGUG